CUCUCCUCCCUGUUUCUGCUUCCUCGGCGUCAAUGAAGCUCUAAAAACUUCCAUUGGAAAAUCGCUGGUGAUCCAGCUAAGUUUCUUCUUCUAAUUUUCUUUUCCUUUGUGUUCUAGAAUAUGCUUCUGUGAGUUUCGGAUUUCGAGAAGCUUCUGGAAGAAAUUUCGAUUCACAUUGCGAUGGGAAGUGGAGAUGAAGUUGUGGAAAUUGAGAGCUUGGAGAGAGGUUUGUUAUCGGAUUCCGGUCCGGUGGAGGAGAGGGAAGAGGAAAAUGAACCGGUAAUUUAUGCGGCAUCAUUCCAGGAGAUGGAGGAGAAUUUCGUAAAGUAUCUGACGGCGAAAUGGGUUCUGUAUUCGUUGCUUUUGAUAUUGGCUUGGGGCAUUGGAUUGUUCAUGUUGCUAUAUUUGCCUGUGCGGAGAUAUAUUCUGCGGCAAGAAAUCCGGUCCAGGAAGCUCUAUCUCACCCCAAAUUCUAUAGUUUACAAAGUUACUAGGCCAGUGCCAUUUCCUUGUUUUGGGGUUUUAAAGAAAGAGAAGCAUGUUCUGUUACCUUCAGUUGCGGAUGUUGUGAUUGAACAAGGAUACUUGCAGUCUUUUUUUGGUGUUUACUCUGUUAGAAUUGAGAAUGUUGGUGUCAGAAGGCCACGAAGUGAUGAUGUGCAAAUCCUAUGUGUUGCAAAUCCAACUGCUUUUAAGAAGGCUGUUUCAACACAACUGUCAAAUACGAGAAGUGAAGUUUUCUCACAACGACUUUCUGCAACUGAAGAUAUUCCAAGUUUGAGACUUGGUCCAUCAGCAGCUGCUUGGCUUUCUCCAUCAAAGUCUCUUCGGCAUGAUAGUAUUUCCCAUUCAGUGGACAUAGCACUACUACAAAAACUAGAGGAGGUUGAAAGCUCAGUCAAGAGAGUUCAAACUCUAAUUGAGGAGCAACAUUUUCAGGCAUCGGUGGUUGAUUGAGGGAACAGCUUGAGAUUAAGAAUCAGAUCAAGGUUUUAUACAGUAGCAGUCAUGAGCCAACCAUAUAUUUGUAUCUUUUUCUGGGUUGCCAUUCCAGGAGUAACAUUAUACAGCCUCAGGAGUAUUGCUGGGUCAAGUACUGAAUGAGAUUUAUUCAUUGGUUUUUUAGGCUACUACAUUCCGGCUUAUUGAUUUUCUAUUCAUUAAAUUAAAUGUAAUCUUUAGUUGCUCAUUCAGUUAUAGGAAAAGGAGAAGAGAUCUCCAUGUGUGUUCCUCUGAAACUAGUUUGCCUCUGCUUUAUUUUGUUGUCACUUUAAUUCUUGGGGUUUGUAUUAUAGUGGCUUGUUUCAUCAUUUUGUCUUUCAGUUUGCUAUUUUAUAAAGUGGUUGAGAUGUUUUGUUGUGAAACAAUUUAUGUAAUUUCUGCUACUUGUGAUGAUUAUGAUUUAAUACAUAUAUAUUGAAAAUUCAGGCAACCAAAUGCCAUGCAGGAGGCAAAAACUUCAGAAUUUGGCUUACCCAUGAUGACUUUAUGCUGAACUCCCUGAGUUUAAUUAUUAGCAUGUGAUGAGUUCAUACAAUUUCACACCGACGCAAUAUUUUCCAUUGUUUCCUCUCCCUCUUUUAGGAAUUCCUUUUUGGCAGACCUAUUAAUAGUUGAAAUCAAAAGGAGAAUGGAUG
Molecule: messenger RNA, 1637 nt
Organism: Rubroshorea leprosula
Lineage: Eukaryota; Viridiplantae; Streptophyta; Magnoliopsida; Malvales; Dipterocarpaceae
Source: the annotation of a GenBank genome assembly